Phragmites australis (common reed) is the source of this 2650-nucleotide messenger RNA. RefSeq names its product oligopeptide transporter 1-like. Lineage: Eukaryota; Viridiplantae; Streptophyta; Magnoliopsida; Poales; Poaceae. Gene Ontology annotation, molecular function: oligopeptide transmembrane transporter activity. The transcript has 7 exons. The record is from RefSeq and is a predicted model, not a curated record. Gene Ontology annotation, biological process: transmembrane transport. The coding region runs from base 173 to 2434 and encodes 753 amino acids.
CUUGCCAACAUCUGAGAGGAUGAAGACGACCCUUAACCUUUCUAUUUGUCACUUGGCAGGAGCAACUUGCUACCAACACGGCCUCUAAUUGGACCAUCUUCUAAGGUGCCCCAUCCUCAGAAAGCUUAUAAGCAACAUAAUCUUAGGUGAAAGGUUGGCAAGGAGCGCCGGAAUGGAGCCGCAGCAGGUCGAGCUCAGCCACUCCGAUGGUCGGAAUGCGAGGCCGGACACAGAAGAUGAAAAAGCAGAUUCUGCAGAGGAAGUAGACGACUGCCCAAUCGAGGAGGUCCGGCUCACGGUGCUGAUCACCGACAACCCGGCAUUGCCGGCAUUGACGUUCAGGACAUGGUUCCUGGGGCUCAUCUCGUGCGCGCUGCUGGCCUUCUCCAACCAGUUCUUCGGCUACCGGCAGAACCCGCUGUACAUCUCCUCCCUCUCGGUGCAGAUCGUCGUGCUGCCGCUCGGCAAGCUGAUGGCCGCCUGCCUCCCCAGGAAGGCCGUCAGGGUCAAGGGCACCAAAUGGUCGUUCUCGCUGAACCCGGGUCCGUUCAACCUCAAGGAGCACGUCCUGAUCACCAUCUUUGCGAACACCGGCUCCAACUCAGUCUACGCCGUCAGCAUCAUCACCAUCAUGAAGGCGUUCUAUCACCGGGAGAUCCAUCCUCUUGCCGCAAUGCUGCUCACUCAAACCACUCAGUUGAUGGGGUAUGGUUGGGCUGGCCUCUUUAGAAAGUUUCUUGUGGACUCCCCCUACAUGUGGUGGCCUGCAAAUUUGGUGCAAGUUUCCCUCUUCAGAGCUCUGCAUGAGAAGGAGAAGAGGCCGAAGGGAGGGAUGACCAGGUUGCAGUUCUUCCUCACCGUGCUGAUCACAAGCUUCGCCUACUACAUUGUGCCUAACUACCUCUUCCCGACCAUCUCCACCAUCUCCCUGGUCUGCCUGGUGUGGAAGAAUUCCGUGACCGCGCAGCAGAUCGGCUCCGGCGUCUACGGCCUCGGCGUCGGGUCCUUCGGCCUGGACUGGGCCACCGUCGCCGGCUUCCUCGGCACGCCGCUGUCCACGCCGGCAUUCGCCAUCAUGAACAUCAUGGCCGGCUUUUUCCUCAUCGUCUACGUCAUCGUGCCCAUCGCCUACUGGACCAACGCGUACGGGGCCAAGCGGUUCCCGAUCAUCUCCUCCCAUGUGUUCAUGGCCAACGGCAGCCGGUACGACGUCAACCAGGUGCUCGACCCGAACACGUUCCAGUUCAGCCAGGCAGGGUACGAUGGCGCCGGGCAGAUCAACCUGAGCAUCUUCUUCUCGUUCACCUACGGCCUGAGCUUCGCGACGCUCGCGGCCACCCUGUCCCACGUCGCCCUCUUCCACGGCAGGUCGAUAUGGGAGCAGACGAAGGCGACGGUGCGCGCGCAGACCGGCGACGUGCACACCAGGCUGAUGAAGAAGAACUACACCGCCGUGCCGCAGUGGUGGUUCCAGGUGAUGCUGGUGCUCGUGCUUGGUCUCUCGGUGCUCACCUGCGAGGGCUUCGGCCGGCAGCUGCAGCUGCCGUACUGGGGCGUGCUACUGGCCGCCGGCCUGGCCUUCUUCUUCACGCUUCCGAUCGGCAUCAUCACCGCGACAACAAAUCAACAACCUGGGCUGAACGUUGUCACCGAGUUGAUCAUCGGGUACCUGUACCCGGGGAGGCCACUUGCCAAUGUCGCCUUCAAGACGUACGGCUACAUCAGCAUGUCUCAAGCGAUAAUGUUCCUGGGCGACUUCAAGCUGGGUCACUACAUGAAGAUCCCGCCGCGGUCCAUGUUCAUCGUCCAGCUCGUAGGCACUAUCGUGGCGUCGUCGGUGUACUUCGGCACGUCGUGGUGGCUGUUGGAGACCGUGACCAACAUCUGCGACCCGUCGAAGCUGCCGGAGGGCAGCCCCUGGACGUGCCCCGGUGACGACGUCUUCUUCAACGCGUCCAUCAUCUGGGGCGUCGUCGGCCCGCUGCGCAUGUUCGGCCGCCUCGGCCUCUACUCCAAGAUGAACUACUUCUUCCUCGCCGGCGCGCUGGCGCCCGUGCCGUUCUGGGCGCUGUCCCGCGCGUUCCCGGGCCAGGCGUGGUGGAUCAGGCUCGUCAACAUGCCGGUGCUGCUCGGCGCCACGGGGAUGAUGCCGCCGGCGCGGUCCGUGAACUACCUCAUGUGGGGCGCCGUGGGGCUCGCGUUCAACCACGUCGUGUACCGGCGGUGCAAGGGGUGGUGGGCGCGGCACAACUACGUGCUCUCCGCCGGCCUGGACGCCGGCGUAGCGUUCAUGGGCAUCGUGUCGUACGCCGUGCUGCAGUCCAGGGGCGUCAACGGCGUCAACUGGUGGGGGCUGCAGGUCGACGACCACUGCGCGUUGGCAAGGUGCCCCACGGCGCCCGGGGUCAGUGCCCCUGGCUGCCCCGUGCAGUAAGCUGCCAGGGCGUUGUCGUCUGGGUAUCUAGGAUAAUUAGCAGUGUAAUGGUAGUAUUAACGUAUAGCUAAUCUCGAUCAGAAAUGAUUAGAAUGAAAGACAAAACGAUACACGCAAAGGCACGUUCAAAUGUCCCUUUCGUGAACACAGCUGUAUGUUCUAGUUCUACUGGAGAAGCAAUUGUAUAAACAACCUUCAGCAAAGCUUACUUCUUCA